Capsella rubella is the source of this 1692-nucleotide messenger RNA. Its product is annotated as leucine-rich repeat extensin-like protein 4. The transcript has a single exon. NCBI's taxonomy places the organism in Eukaryota, Viridiplantae, Streptophyta, Magnoliopsida, Brassicales, Brassicaceae. The coding region runs from base 383 to 1582 and encodes 399 amino acids. The record is from RefSeq and is a predicted model, not a curated record. Gene Ontology annotation, molecular function: protein binding.
CAUGUCAUACAUUAUCAUAAGAUACAGUAUCUAUCUACUAAUCCACGCAAAGUAUCCCACUCAAUAAUGAUAUAGCACGCACGAGAGUCUCUCUUUUUGACAAAAACGAAAUCAUAAGUUGAAAACAAAACAGUAACUGAGAAGCAAAACUCCAUCAAAACCCCCCUCCCAUUGCCCCCACACUCCUUGCUCAUCCAUCUUCAAUCAAUGCUUCAACCACACUUUUCUGUAAAAACACAACCUCACACACACACACACACACACACUACUCUGAACUCUCUAACAAAACCUUUCAACAUUCCCCAAGAAAGCCAAAGACAGCAACUUUAAUCAAACCUUAAUAGUUCAGUUUCCCCAAAAGCAAGCAACACAAGAAGACGAAAUGAUGAAGAAGAAGAAAGGCAGCAACUUUAAGUUACUCUCUUUACUUCUGUUCUUGGGUUUGAUCCAGACAAGCGGAUACAGCAUUGGAGUCGGUGUAGGAAUCGGCGGCGGAGACGGUGACGACGGAGUUUGGAUCGGCGGCGGAAACCCUAAUUCCAAUCCUGGCUCAGCUCCCAAGCAACAGACAACAAAUGCAGCUUACAGAGCUCUCCAAUCUUGGAAAUCUGCCAUAACAGAGGAUCCAUCAGGUGUUCUAAAGUCAUGGGUUGGUGAAGAUGUGUGUACUUACAGAGGCGUGUUCUGUUCUGGCUCCAUUAUUACCUCCAUAGAUCUAAACAAAGCAAAUCUCAAAGGCACCAUUGUCAAAGACCUCUCUUUGCUCUCUGACCUAACCAUUCUCCACCUCAACAGCAACAGAUUCUCUGGUCAAAUCCCAGAUUCUUUCAAGAAUCUUGAUUCCCUUCAAGAACUCGAUCUCAGCAACAACAAAUUCUCCGGUUCUUUCCCUCAAGUCGCGCUCUACAUCCCAAACCUGAUAUACCUCGAUCUCCGGUUCAACGAUUUCACUGGCUCUAUACCGGAGAAUCUCUUCAACAAACAGUUAGACGCGAUCCUCCUCAACAACAACCAGUUCACCGGAGAAAUCCCCCGGAAUCUCGGAUACUCCACAGCUUCGGUGAUCAAUCUCGCUAAUAACAAAUUAUCCGGCGAAAUCCCGACGAGUUUCGGCAUCACCGGUUCGAAAUUGAAAGAGGUUCUGUUCUUGAAUAACCAGUUAACCGGUUGUAUACCGGAAUCAGUCGGUUUAUUCUCCGACAUUGAAGUCUUCGACGUUAGUUUCAACUCCUUGAUGGGUCAUGUCCCCGACACGAUCUCUUGCUUAUCUGAGAUUGAGGUUUUGAACCUCGGCCACAACAAAUUCUCCGGUGAUCUUCCCGACUUGGUCUGCACUCUGAGGAAUCUGAUAAAUCUCACGGUUUCUUUCAACUUCUUCUCUGGGUUUAGCUCACAGUGCUCGAGUCUUAGCCUCGGGUUUGAUUUCACCGGAAACUGUAUUCCCGGUAAGGGUUAUCAGCGGCCACAGCCGGAUUGCUCGGCGAUUCCGGGCGGCCAGUUGAGCUGUCUUAGGAUUCCGACGCAGCCGUUAACGUGCGCUGGGAUUAGCGUGGGACUGAGGGUAACUUCAACAUCACCAUGAAUGAAAUACACAAAGUUGAAAGCUUUUUGUUUGUUUUUGAAAGUUCUAUUGGUUAUUAUGCAAUGGUGCUUUGUUAUAAUUUGAUAGAAGGAAAUGGUUUUUAUCAGUUA